Prunus armeniaca (apricot) is the source of this 735-nucleotide messenger RNA. Lineage: Eukaryota; Viridiplantae; Streptophyta; Magnoliopsida; Rosales; Rosaceae. The record is from the annotation of a GenBank genome assembly.
AUGGUGUUAUCAUAUGCUGGCAAGAAAUGGAAGGAUUUCAAGUCUACAUUAACGAGGCAUCAUAUCCUUCCAUUCAUCAAUGAGAAGGAGAAGUUAAGACAACCCCCUGAAUUAUAUAAAUUCAUAGAGAAAGCAGACUGGGAUGCCUUUGUAGCUUCAAGGUUAUCCGAACAAUUUGAGUCUGUCUAUGCUGAACAAGCACAGAUGAGAGAGAAAUGCGAGUACAAUCAUCGAUUGUCUCGAAAAGGAUAUGUUGGUUUGGAGGAUGAUUUGGAAGAAAGCACGCCAGGGGAUGAAUUGCAAAAACAAGUCAGUGAAGGCACUCUUACUGUCUCUAGAAGUAAUGAUGUGUUGACUAUGGCUUUGGGUCCCGAGCAUCCAGGGAGAGUUAGAGGUGUUGGGGCUGGGAUUUCCACUAGGCAAUACUUCAAUUUACCUAGACAACAAAGAGUAAAGUUUGCCGAUCAAUUAAAGGAAAGUGUAAGAGAUGUCCUUAAAGAAGAGACCUUGAAGAUGGAGGCUAGACCCAAGCAAUUGGUAGAAGCUGAGAGGGAUAAUUUGUUGAAUCAGUUGUGCCAACUAAUUCCAAAUUUUGAUCCAAGCGUGCUGAAAUUGACAACUAUCCAAGGUCCUAAGCAAAGUCCCAAAAAUCCAAUGUCAGAUAAAGCAAGCUGCUCUGGGGCGCUGGAUAUCAGAGUCCUCAAUUUUGAGGAUAAUAAUGCCAAAGUUGGAUAA